Messenger RNA from Tinamus guttatus (white-throated tinamou), 646 nucleotides. Lineage: Eukaryota; Metazoa; Chordata; Aves; Tinamiformes; Tinamidae. The record is from RefSeq and is a predicted model, not a curated record.
UUGUUGCCUGUCCAGAUGUAUCUCUCAAAGAUGCGGAGCCACGCAGCUUCUUGUUCAAAGUACCAGAAUUAUAUAAUGGAGGGUGUGAAAGCAGUAACUAAAGAACCACUUCACAACACCAGGAAUUUUCCAAAUCGCUUUACCUUUCCUUGUCCAUACUGCAGUGAGAAAAACUUUGAUCAAGAAGGACUAGUAGAACACUGCAAAACACUGCACAGCAUGGAUGCAAAACAAGUGGUCUGCCCAAUUUGUGCCUCAAUGCCAUGGGGAGAUCCAAACUACAGGAGUGCUAACUUCAUGGAGCACCUUCAAAGGCGACAUCGCUUUUCGUAUGAUACUUUUGUGGAUUAUGAUGCUGAUGAAGAUGAUAUGAUGGCACAGGUUCUGAUCCGUUCUUUGCGUGAUAAAUGAACCAAGUAGAAGAUUAACUGUAAAACCAAGCUCCCGUGAUGGGGGGAAGUGCCCAACUUCCUUGCAUUUCUUCCUUUACAUCCCAAGAUGAACUCAGGCAUCCAGAAAUAUGGAAGACUUUAAUAUCUAUCUCUUGGUUUGGUCUUUCUGUAUCAUUUGGUCUCUUGUUAGCAUGUUGUAUGUGGUUAACCACAUCAGCCUAAUUUUCUUACUAGCUUCACAUAAAGCUUAAUGA